Effrenium voratum is the source of this 621-nucleotide messenger RNA. NCBI's taxonomy places the organism in Eukaryota, Dinophyceae, Suessiales, Symbiodiniaceae. The record is from the annotation of a GenBank genome assembly.
AUGCAGCCUGUACCGCUGUUGAUCAAGAACCUGGACCAGCUGGGGGCUCUCACCAAUAACACCGAAUCAGCGGAGCUCACGGUGCUGGGGUACUUGAUGAUGGCGGUACCUCUUGAUGUACAGCUGUGUCGUUUGGUGAUCUUCGGAGCACUUCUGGGCAUGCCUUGCGAGGGCGUGGUCUGCGCGGCUGCCACUAGUGUCCAGGACCCCUUCACUUUGCCCUCGCACCUCAUCAUGAAAGACCCCAAGGAGUACGCGGAGGCAGUCCGGAGAAGCUACGAGACCCGGCGCUACUUCGAUCAUGGGCACUGGUCCGCAACACUGGGCCUGUUUGAGCCGAGCUUCGGUUCAGUUCUUCCGAUGGAGGGCACAGAGAUCGAGGCCCCGACAGAUGGCACCAUGGAUCUUAUCGCCUGUUUGGACGCGCUGCCCACCAGCGAGGUGAAGUCAGUGGAGUCCCUGGAGACCAAGGCCUGCCCCAUUUGCCUGGACGGCUACGCGGUGGGCGAGGCUUUGAAGACUUUGGCCUGUGGCCACGCCUUCCACGCCGGGUGCAUGGAGCAAUGGGGCCAGGGCAAUGAUGGGUGCCAGACAUGCGGCAAGCCCUGGCGCCCGCAGUGA